ACAAGCAGGCUGUAGAACGGCAGGCAGGAAAUAAAUAUAUACUCGUUCGCUUACAUUUUCGGAACUCGAACAAAAUGUACUCCAAGAAUAAAUCGAAGGUGCUGCAGACGCUGGAGGAAUGCUUCCCGCCUCUUAGCCACGAAGAGACCAUUGACAUGAUUGCCCAAAUGGUGCGCCAGCCGAAAAGCAAUCCCAUCGAGGCCGGCCUGCGUCUGGGCAAGAUUGACAAGGAGCAGGGCAUUCUGCAUAUGGAGAGCCAAAUGAAGCUGCACGCGGCCAUGGAGCAUUUCGAUGCCACCCCGGAAGCACUGGACAGUGCUCUGCCGGUCAGCGAUAAGGAAAUGAACGAACUGGCCGAGGUUGCCUCAUCGCUGCAUGCCGAGGACGACGAUGACGACGACGGCGAUGACGACAUUGAGGAAGAGGAUGAUGAUGAUGAGAUCGAUGGGGAUGACGACGACGACGAAAAUGAUGCAGAAAAAGAAAAAGCAGUCGAAAGCCUCAAGCUAUAUGAUCAGAACGAUCCAACGAAAUGAGCUCAAAUUGUCAAUAGUUUAGAAUUCAUGCGACGGGUGCCUGCAUUGAGUUUAACACUGGCCAACACAAUUGCGAGUUGUUCAGUUUAUGUUCGAAAAUGUGUAGAAUUUCAAAAUUUGCAUUUAAAUUAAAGUUCAGUUCUCCAUCGCA
This is a messenger RNA of Drosophila montana, 687 nucleotides long. RefSeq lists its product as uncharacterized. The coding region runs from base 75 to 536 and encodes 153 amino acids. The transcript has a single exon. Lineage: Eukaryota; Metazoa; Arthropoda; Insecta; Diptera; Drosophilidae. The record is from RefSeq and is a predicted model, not a curated record.